GUCGGACGGGCCGGGCGGGGCGCGCGUCCUUCCCGGUAGCCGGUCGGUCGCUUGUGUGUUCCGCUCCGGACGCCGGUGGUUUCGCUGGGACCCAGGUCCCCCAAAGGUGGACCCGCCCUGACCUGGCACCCUGUCCCUGGCCACUGUCCUUCCUAAGGAACUUGCCCGCCAGAACUCACCGGCACGGAUCUGCUAGGGGACCCUUCUUAGGAGCCGAGACCAUGGCCAUCUUCAGGCAGCUCUCCCUGGGCGGGAAGGCCGCCCUGGCCGCCGGCACCGUCUUCGUGUCCAUGAUCAUCUCCCGCUCCUACCUGGCCGAGAGCCUCGAGGUGCGGGCCUGGCGCUGGCUGUUCCGCCUGCAGCUUGCCCUGUUUGCCAACUCGCUCAUGCUCAUCGGCUCCCUCUACAUCUGGCGCAGCACCGUGGGCAGCCUGGGCCACGCGGCAGCCUCGCCGUCGGCCUGUUUUCGCCUCUGGAAGGCGGCGGUCGUGGCCUUCCUGGCCCUGGCCCACUCCAGCUUCUUCACCAUGCUCUUCCUGGUGGCCGAGGAGCCCUACCUCUUCUCCCUGGCCGCCUACGCCUGCCUCGGGGCGUACAUCCUCAUGCUCUUCUUCCUCGGCACCCUCAGCGGCGUAGAGCAGGCCUGCCAGCUCCUGGCCUGGCGCAGCGGCCGGCCGGUGGGCAGCCCGGACAAGGCGAGGAGGCUGGUGCUGCGGCCGGCCCUGGCGGUGGCGGUGACUGCCGUGCUGAGCCUCGCGGGGCUGCUGAACGCCGCCCAGCCGCCCGCGGUGAGGACGGUGGCGGUGCCCAUCCGCCGGCUGCCCGCCUCCAUGGACCGCCUCAAGAUCGCGCUCCUCUCGGACAUCCACCUGGGCCCCACCGUGGGCAGGGCCAAGCUGGAGACGUUCGUGGGGAUGGUGAACGCGCUGGAGCCCGACGUCACGGUGAUCGUGGGGGACCUGUGCGACGCGGAGGCCGCCGCCCUGCGGACGGCCGUGGCCCCGCUGGGCCGGCUCCGCUCCCGCCUGGGCACCUACUUCGUCACCGGCAACCAUGAGUACUACACGUCGGACGUGGGCAACUGGUUCGCGCUGCUGGAGUCCCUGGGGGUGAGGCCCCUGCACAACGAGAACGUGAGGAUCUCUGCCCCCCGGGCCAGCAAGGAGGAGGAGGAGGACGCCUGGAUCUGCUUGGCCGGCGUGGAUGACAUCGAGGCGGACAUCCUGCACUACGCCGGCCACGGGAUGGACCUGGAGAAGGCACUGGCGGGCUGCCGCCCGGACCAUGCCACCAUCCUGCUGGCCCACCAGCCCCUGGCGGCCAAGAGAGCCCUCCAGGCCCGGCCGGAUAUCGACCUGAUCCUUUCCGGGCACACCCACGCCGGGCAGAUCUUCCCCUUGAACGUGGCGGCCUACCUCCUGAACCCCUUCUUCGCCGGCCUCUACCAGGCGGCCCAGACCACCUACGUGUACGUCAGCCCAGGCACGGCCUACUACGGCAUCCCCAUGAGACUGGGGAGCCGGGCCGAGAUCACAGAGCUCAUCCUGCAGCGGCCGGCUCCCUGAACCCGGCCCCGCCCUCUCCCCCCUCCUCCCCCGCCCUGGCCCUCGUCCUCUCUCCCUCUGCUGCGGGGCGGGCUGCCUGCUUUCUUCCCCCCCCCCCUCCCCCCCAGCCUUUCCUGCCCAGCCCUGCGGACACACCCUGGCCACCGCUUGGUUUGAACCGUGAUUUGUGGUGGGGCCGCCGGGCAGGUUAGCUCUGUAGACGGCCAGCUGCUUUCUUCUACGCAUUUGUGAGGUCACCAGUCACAUGCGUAAGAACGGGCGCCUGUUGUCCAGACGAUGCGGCGUUAAGUCCCCCCUCCCAGGAAUAAACCACAUUAAAGAAACACGGGGUGGCUUGCAAGGGAUGCCUCCUAGAAAGCAGAGUGGGGAGGGAACUCUGAGUGCCUUUCAGACCCUCCUAGGACUUGGGCAGAAUCAUGGAUGCAGAGCCUUCUGGGUGAGGGGCGUGUUGCUGGCCAUCUGGGAGAGCCGGUGGGAUGGAGGCCCCUCCGGCUGCUGGAGGAGAAGAACUUAUUUCCCCCCAUUGGUUCUUUCAGAGUCUCCUCUAUGGAGAGAACUGGCAGAACCUGCUGGAGUACAGAGCUCAUCUUAGUCCAGGCCUGGAGGGAUGCUGUUCCUGUCGGUGCUCCUGGGCCUCGGGGAUGGUGGGGA
Molecule: messenger RNA, 2216 nt
Organism: Pipistrellus kuhlii (Kuhl's pipistrelle)
Lineage: Eukaryota; Metazoa; Chordata; Mammalia; Chiroptera; Vespertilionidae
Gene: TMPPE
Product: transmembrane protein with metallophosphoesterase domain
Exons: 2
Coding region: 222-1565 (447 amino acids)
Molecular function (GO): hydrolase activity
Source: RefSeq, a predicted model, not a curated record